Messenger RNA from Magnolia sinica, 914 nucleotides. RefSeq lists its product as uncharacterized. NCBI's taxonomy places the organism in Eukaryota, Viridiplantae, Streptophyta, Magnoliopsida, Magnoliales, Magnoliaceae. The transcript has a single exon. Bases 100 to 714 code for a protein of 204 amino acids. The record is from RefSeq and is a predicted model, not a curated record.
CUUGUUCCUUAAAUUGAUGGGCUAGGAGUGAAUCUCUGGAGUCGAUUGUUGUCAUCUUACAUCCUAAAUGCUGGUGAGUAUUAUUACAGUUACAGCCUAAUGGCCUUCAUGAGGAAGUUGAAAAGGGGCUACUUGAACAAUUCAAUUGCAUUGGUAUGCGUCAUUGUAUCUGCUUCAUGCCUGCUGGUUUUACUUGUUUCGAUGCUUAGACUACCUGAAAUAUCAUUAGAGAGGGGCAGAAUCCGUUCCCCAAGGUUGUUGAAAUUUGGGAAGAGACUAGAGGAGGAAGAGAGACUCGGGAAGCUCGCGGAGGUGGUGUUUGGGAUGUUACCAGACGAUCUUGCUUUCACUAUCUUCAUCCCAUCGGAGGAAGCUUUCGAACGUGAUGUGAAACUAUGGGCCAAUGACAGCCUGGUGGAACAGAAAGCAAAUGAUACAUUUGCUAUUCUCUCUCGUUUAUUGGCGUUCUCGACAGUUCCUCAGCACUUGCCCUUUUUUGAAAUACCCUUGGAUAGGGAGAUCUCUCUGGAUUCUAUAUCUGGAUUCAGGUUAUAUGCUUUGAGGACUUCGGAUGGCACCCUUGUCGUUAACAACAUCCAAUCAGAAUGGGUUGAUCUCAGAAAAGGGAAGAUCAUCGUACAUGUAAUGAGCGGGGUGAUCAUGGAUGCUGAAUUCGAGCAAUCGUUUCGACCUGAUUAUGAUGAUGAAGAUUAAAUCUCCCAUCUGGAUGCCUGGUUUUGUCAAAUACCGGCACAGCUUGACAUAAUAACGGAACCCCUCGUGAACUCUGGCAGGUAGUACAAAAAAGAUCGGUUCUAGUUUCAUAGCGACAUCAGCAUUCAUUCAACAGACAGAUGCAUACUUGACUCUUGUUGAUAGUUUUAGGAUAUAUAUAAGAACAAAGAAAUGUUGCA